Molecule: messenger RNA, 1029 nt
Organism: Rubroshorea leprosula
Lineage: Eukaryota; Viridiplantae; Streptophyta; Magnoliopsida; Malvales; Dipterocarpaceae
Source: the annotation of a GenBank genome assembly
UCUUCCUUGAUAUUCACCAAAAUGAGCAGUGGUUGCCAAAGCCAGUGUUCAACAGGUGGUGGUGGUGAUGUUGGCAGUCUCAUAACAAGAUCAAUGUUUGAUCAAAUGCUUAAGCACAGAAACGAUGAUGUUUGCCCUGCCAAGGGCUUCUACACCUAUGAUGCUUUCAUUGCAGCUGCUAUGGCGUUUCCUGAAUUUGGUACAACUGGUGAUGAUGCCACCCGGAAAAGGGAAAUUGCUGCUUUCAUGGCCCAAACUUCCCAUGAAACUACUGGUGGGUGGGCUAGUGCUCCAGAUGGUCCUUAUGCUUGGGGAUAUUGCUUCAUCAAAGAACAAAACCCUGGAUCAUCUUAUUGUGCCCCUGAUCCAAACUAUCCUUGUGCUCCUGGAAAGCAGUACUUUGGUAGGGGUCCAAUUCAACUUUCUUGGAACUACAACUAUGGGCAGUGUGGGAAAGCCAUCGGGGUGGACCUAUUGAACAACCCAGAUCUGCUCACAACUGAUGCGGUGAUAUCCUUCAAGUCAGCAAUUUGGUUUUGGAUGACACCACAGUCACCAAAGCCUUCGUGCCAUGAUGUGAUAACUGGAAGAUGGUCACCGUCUGGAAGUGAUCUGGUAGCUGGAAGGGUUUCGGGGUAUGGCUUGUUGACAAAUAUCAUCAAUGGUGUGCUUGAAUGUGGUCAGGGUUGGAAUGCAAAGGUAGAGGAUAGGAUUGGAUUCUACAAGAGGUACUGUGACAUGCUGGGAAUUGAUUGUGGCAAUAAUCUUGACUGCUACAACCAGAGGCCAUUUGGGUCUUGAGUCUUGGUAAUCAACCAAGACUCUAGACCUAAAAGGAUACUAUGUAAAACGUGACAGAACAAUAAUGUCUCCAAUUUUGCUUGUUGGAGCCUAUCAUUUCUGUUUGUCUGAACUAUGAAGUAGGUGAAGUGUUGGUGUGAGAGAAUAAUCAAAAUAUGUUCUCUGAAAUGCCAUUUUUCUAUAAGAACAACUCAUUUUUAUGCAUUAGGCAACGUGUGAAGAUGUCAA